Messenger RNA from Penicillium samsonianum, 4095 nucleotides. RefSeq lists its product as uncharacterized. The transcript has 2 exons. Gene Ontology annotation, biological process: intracellular transport. The coding region runs from base 1 to 4095 and encodes 1364 amino acids. NCBI's taxonomy places the organism in Eukaryota, Fungi, Ascomycota, Eurotiomycetes, Eurotiales, Aspergillaceae. The record is from RefSeq and is a predicted model, not a curated record.
AUGCUGAAACGUGGAGCUCAAGGCCCUCAAGGGUCCAAAGAAGACGAGGGUGUUUUCGGGAUGGCCAGCACCCCGGAUGAAAAACCCCACCGGGCGACAGCGGCCCAGUUAGCCAGCAGAAAGAUCAAGGAUGUCCGCAAACGCCGGGCUCCGACCCCCACAACCGGUGGAGGCGCAUCUGAUGCGGCUUCAUUCAACCCUUUCGCAUCCGCGGCCCCGGCCUCAGCACCAGCACCUACCCAGUCGACUGGGUUCACAUUUGGUCAGACUCAGAGCCAGAGCUUCCCCGGGGCAAGCUCGGGGCCCAGCCAGGGUGGAAUGUUCUCGUCGGGCACUAACGGCCAGGCGGGUGGUCAGGCAUCGUUCGGCUUCGGCGCGGGCCCUACCUCAUUUGGAUCUGCACCGUCUAGCAAUCCGUUUUCUGUAAACACUUCAUUUGGCGGAAAUACCCAAUCAAGUACCAAUGGAUUCAGCUUUGGGGGAUUCAAUGCCGGAACCCAGUCCACCACUCCAUCGUUCGGUGGAUUCGGAGCACAACAGAGCACAAGCACUCCAGCAAAGCCCGCCCUGUUUGGGCAGUCUGCAGCACAUAUGACUUCGCCUGCUGAUGACAGCAUGCAAACUUCGCCCGAUACCAAGCCCAAGGGGGCUUCCAUGUUUUCACCGAAGCCAGCCGCAAGUCCGUCGGCACUUGGCAAUCCAUUCUCAACCCUUUCAGGGCAGAAUGCGUCCAGCAAUCCAUUUGCACCAAAGAUAACUGCGACUGAGAAACCAGCCGACAAACCUGUGGAGACCCAGCCUUUCAAACCGCUCUUCGGAUCAACGCCCGCCGCUUCGAAGCCUUCGGAUGGAGAGAAACAGCAGCCAACACCCAGUAAUCCAUUUGCGAACCUGCCAGGGCAGGCUCCAACUAGCAGCACUAACCUGUUUGCCCCGAAGACAACGGCAGCGGAGCAGACUCCUGCGAAGCCCGCAGAGGCGGCAAAGCCUUUUGGUGCUCUUUUCGGGUCGACCCCCAGCUCUCAGCCCUCAGGGCCUACUGGCAAUCUAUUUGCGCCCAAGCCAGCGGUAGAAGAAUCAAAGGCGAGCAAUCCGUUUGCAAACCUGUCAGGGCCGAGUUCAUUUGGCACUAUGUCCUCACCGAAGGUUACUGGGACCGAAAUUUCUGGAAAGGCCGCCGAAGCACAACCGUUCAAGCCCAUGUUCGGUACACCUGCGCCAACGAAAGUUUUGGAGGCUGGAAAAGAGCAGAUGACUGCACCAGCAUUUGGCAAUAUGUUCUCGCCAAAGCCAGCCGCUGAGAACGCGGCUGUAAAGCCUGCAGCGGACCAGCCGUUCAAGUCCAUGUUUGGUACACCUGCGGUGUCGAAAGUUUCACAAGCCGAGAAAGAACAGACUGCUUCACCAGCAUUUGGCAAUAUGUUCUCGCCAAAGCCGGUUGCUGAGAGUACGGCUGCAAAGCCAUCCGAGGACAAGCCGUUCAAGGCCAUGUCUGGAACGCCUGUAGCUGAAAAGGAACAGUCAGCGGUGAGCAGUGUUUUUGCACCGAAGGUGACAAGUGCAGAGCAGACUCCUGUACCUGCAAAGACCUCACAAUUCGGCUCAAUGUUCGGGGCGUCUCCUGCGCCGUCGAAGCUUGGAGAAGAAACGACAGCCCAGGCGACACCUAGCAAUCCAUUUGCGAACCUAUCGGGGCAGAACGCGUUUAGCAAUCCAUUCGCGCCAAAGCCGACGGAGCAGGCUGCAAAGCCCCAGGCACCGAGUACCCCUCUCUUUGGUGCAGGUACAGCAAUUGAGACCAAUAAGCAGAAUGGGGAUAAUGAGGGCAAUAAAGACAAUAACAUCGCAGCUCUGAAUAGCUCCUUAGCUAACCCAUUCACUGCUGGGCCUAAGGUGUCGGAUGUACCUCACACGGAAGGUGCGACGAAAACUGCCACACCUCAUGUGUCGUUCGUGCAGCCUCCACGCGACCAUGACAGCUUGUCUUGUUUACCUUCUUCUUCCUCUUCUUCUCUCCCCUCCUCAACAUCUACUGUUUCCAACACUUUCACUGCUUCAGACCCUGACAGUCUUUUCCCUCGACCUGAUCAUCCUGUAUCAAUUGACUAUCCUGUAUCAACUGAAGACUUUGACAGUAUGCCGCUCAAACGUCUUUUCCCUGAGAAGAAUCGGGUCGAGCUUCAGAGGCGAGCCGAUUUGCUCUUCAAGAUUGGCGUCUUGACUGAGUCGUUCAAGCGUGAGAUCGCCAAAUGCGACCCCAUGAAAGAUGAUAUUGACGAAGUCCUCAUUCUUUACGCCGAACUUCGCCGCGAGCUUGGUGUCCCCAUUGGGUCGAUCAACCCCGCCGAAGAGGCCAAGCGCGCCGACAUCAAUGAACGCGAUGCCGCUAAGGAAGCGCCUGAUGGCCGCACACCUCCUCAGAUCCCGACCCCUCCGAGCUUCGCACCUCCUGGUCUUGAGGACAAACGCCCAGCAUCUUUCAACAAGCCAUUUGGUGGAUCUAGUACUUCCUCCAAGUUCGCCCAAUCCUUCUCCGCCCCGACUCCUGCUCCAGCAACUACUUCUUUUGGCGCUUCUUCCGCCCCAAUUGCUGGCCCUUCGUCCCCCGCUGCGGCUCCUGUUUCUGCUGCUCCUGUCGCUCCGGCUGAGCCCUCCCCUCCCACUACUGCCCCUGCUCCUACUCCUGCCACCCCAUCUACCAUUAAGAUUCCCAAGUUCGGUGAUGCGGUCCCUUCGACGGUCCCCUCUGCUUUUGGAGUUCCCAAGUUUAGUGGUGCAGCCCCUCCAACCACUACCUCCGCUAUUGAAAUUCCGAAGUCUGGUGAUGCGGCUGCUUCGACCGCCGCCCCUGCUUUCCAAAUCCCCAAGUUUGGUGGUGCAGCUACUUCAGCCGCUGCCCCUGCUUUCCAAAUUCCCAAGUUUGGUGGUGGAGCUACUGGCGUUGAUUUUAUGGCCCAGUUCAAGUCAAAAUCGGACAACACCUUAGCUGCAGCAAAGGCCCAGAGAAAAGCUGAAGAAUUUGACUCCGAUGAGGAGGAUGAGGCGGAGUGGGAGCGCAAAGAUGAGGAACGCCAACGCGAGAAGCGCGCUCAACUCGAAGUUGCAGCUAAAAAGCGUGCCGUUUUUGUCCCCGGCGUGGGUUUCAAGUUCACCGAUGAUAACACUGCUCCACAGAACGUUGAGGAGUCUGCCACAUCUGCCGCCCCUCCACAGGACGACUCUGCGGGUACUAUUAAUGCCACCCCUUCUAUCUUUCCUCCUUUUACUACUCCCUCGUCCGCUUCUCCUGGAGCAAACGGUGCUCCUCCUAGCUCCUCCAUCGGCUCCUCGGUUUUCGGAUCGUCCAGUAAGCCGGUCCCAGCCUCGCAGAACAUUUUCGGCGGGCUCAAGCCGACCUCGCCGAAACGCAAGGCCUCUAUGGAUGGAAGUGACGACGAAAAUGAUUUGCCCACAAAGGUGAAGUCCUCCCAGAACAUUUUCGGCGGGUUCAAGCCGACCUCUCCUAAACGCAAGGCCUCUGUGGAUGAAAGUGACCACCAUGAUGAUUUCCCCGCAAAAAAGACAAAGCCAUCGCCUCCCCCUCCUUCUGUGGGCACCAGUAUGUUUGGGCGGGUCUCCACUGCACCACCGCCGGCUCUAUCGACCGAUUCCUCCGCACAUCCCGCGAUGGCCACUUCCUCGGCCCCUCCCACUCAGCCCAACUCCACCACCACAGAAGAUGAGGACGGUGAACCUGGUGAAAUUUUCGAUCUGACCAAGGGCAACGGCGGUGAAGAAGAAGAAACUGUUGUGUUCGAAGACAAAUCCCGGGUUUUCAAACUCGAGAACAAGGACUGGUUGCCCAAAGGAACCGGUCCCGUCCGCCUUCUGAAGCACCCUGUCACUGGACGUGCUCGGAUCGUCGCCCGUGCCGACCCAAGUGGAAAUGUUACCUUGAACAUUCUCCUGAAGAAAGAGUUCGACUACAAACUCACCAGUAACAGUGUUCAGUUCCUGGAGCCCAACGAGACUGGAACUCUCACACAUUGGGCAGUUCGAGUGAAGCGUGAGAGACUGCAAGAGUUCCACCAGCUGGCCAACGAGAUCAAAGACUAG